Molecule: messenger RNA, 1448 nt
Organism: Teleopsis dalmanni
Lineage: Eukaryota; Metazoa; Arthropoda; Insecta; Diptera; Diopsidae
Gene: Cyp49a1
Product: probable cytochrome P450 49a1
Molecular function (GO): oxidoreductase activity, acting on paired donors, with incorporation or reduction of molecular oxygen; monooxygenase activity; iron ion binding
Source: RefSeq, a predicted model, not a curated record
GCCUUCAAUGCCGUCUUUAAAGCACUACAAGGGACAUUUGCGUCGAGACUUUUUCGGUGAUGUAGCAGGGCUGAUUGGAGUUCAUGGCAAAAAUUGGGAACUCUUUCGUCAAGAAGUGCAGCAAAUUUUAUUACAACCUCAAACUGCUAAAAAAUAUAUACCACCACUAAAUGAUAUAGCUACAGAGUUUAUGAGCAGAGUCCAUGAAAUGCGGAAUGAAAAUGACGAACUGCCAGCAAAUUUCCUACACGAACUAUACAAAUGGGCACUUGAAUCUGUUGGACGUGUAUUUUUGAACACACGCUUGGGUUGUUUAACACCGAAUGGCAGUGAAGAGUCGCAACAAAUAAUUGAUGCCAUUAAUACAUUUUUCUGGGCUGUGCCGGAGCUUGAAUUACGUAUGCCACUUUGGCGUUUCUAUCCGACAAAAGCAUACAGAAGUUUUGUGAAGGCAUUGGAUAGUUUUACUGAAGUGUGUAUGAAAAAUAUAAGUCGUACUAUGGAUAAAUCCGAAUCUUGCGUGACACCAAAAGAUGAAGCCGAUAUCUCAAUCGUUGAGAGAAUUGUAAAUAAAACUGGUGACCGAAAAUUGGCUGCUAUUUUAGCUUUGGAUAUGUUUUUGGUUGGAGUUGAUACGACAUCGGUUGCAGCUUCAUCAACCAUUUAUCAAUUGGCAAAAAAUCCUGACAAACAGCAAAAACUCUUUGAAGAACUGAAACAAGUAUUUCCUACACAGGAAACAGAAAUCAACCAAAACGUACUCGAACAAAUUCCAUACUUAAGAGCCUGCAUAAAGGAAACAUUAAGAAUGUUUCCAGUGGUCAUAGCGAAUGGCAGAAGUUUGCAGUCAGAUGCUGUCAUAAAUGGUUAUCACAUACCAAAAGGUACACAUGUAAUAUUUCCGCAUCUGGUCGUUUCCAAUGAUCCUGCAUAUUUUCCUGAACCAAAACGAUUUAUGCCCGAACGUUGGAUGAAACAAUUUGCACCAUCCACAGAAUGUCCGUAUGCAGGACAAAAAAUUCAUCCUUUCGUGAGUCUGCCUUUUGGUUUUGGACGGCGUAUGUGUGUGGGACGUCGAUUUGCUGAAAUUGAAUUAAAUACGCUGCUCGCCAAGAUAUUUCGGAAAUAUAAAGUGGAAUACAAUUCCGGUGAAUUAGUAUACAAAGUCAACUCAACCUACAUACCAGAAUCACCACUAAAUUUUAAAUUGACACUCAGGCAGGAAUAAGCAAAUAAAAGCAUAUUGCAAUAAUAUAUAUUGUACGAAUGAAAUUAGUUAUUAUAAGGUAUUUUGUAUUUUAGCACUUUUAUUUUAUUAUAUUUAUAUAUGAUUGAACGGUAACUAAUGAUUUUAAGACGGUAACUAAUGCAUAGAUAUAAGAUUAUUGUUUAAAUGGAACCAUUUUGUGUAUAAGAUAGUUUAAUAAAAUUCUUUUGUAAAUAUAAAU